UAGUAGUAAUAAUUAAUAAGGUUUUAGAUCAUUGAUUAAUUAAUUCUAGAUGUAGCUUCCUCCUUCUUUCUCUCUCCUAAUUUGCAUCUACUUUUGCCACCCAUUUCUCAGCUCAAUUUCACUCUAUAAGAAUCUCAAUUUUUUAAUUCUCUCUCUAAAAGUUUCCCAUUUUGCACUCUUUUUCGCUCUUAUAUUUCCUCGUGUCCGUGAUUCAAAUUAUUUUCUCAUUUUAUGCACAGAUCUUAUAUGCCCUCUUUCUCAAAUUAAGGUAUUCAAUUUUUUCCCUUUCGUCUGCUUUUACUUCAUUCAGGAAUAAUCCCUGAGCUCUUUUAACAGCUCCAAUUCUGUCGGCUCAAAGCUUUGUGUUUGGCAUCUUGUCUGAUUCAGGUUGUUUCUCAUUAUGCUGAUUGAAUGGUUCUGAGCUGUUUAAUAGGGAUUGUCUAUGUGAUUAAAAGAAGAUGAGUCGCAUGACAAGUGAGAGUGAGGAUGGCAUGAUCUCCAAGGAUCAGACUGAGUCGCCAUUGGGCGAGGAAGGCAGCUAUGGUGGAAGUACAAAUGGAGUUGUUCUUAAGAAAGGGCCAUGGACUUCUGCUGAAGAUGCAAUUUUGAUAGAAUAUGUGAAGAAGCACGGGGAGGGGAAUUGGAAUUCUGUUCAGAAGCACUCAGGGCUUUUCCGUUGCGGUAAAAGCUGCAGAUUACGAUGGGCCAAUCAUCUAAGGCCUAAUUUAAAGAAAGGAGCAUUUACUCAUGAAGAAGAGCAACUAAUCAUUGAACUUCAUGCCAAGAUGGGAAACAAAUGGGCACGGAUGGCUGCACAUUUGCCUGGUCGUACAGACAAUGAGAUAAAGAAUUACUGGAAUACCAGAAUUAAGAGGCGUCAACGGGCUGGCUUACCCCUUUAUCCACCUGAAGUCUCUUUGCAAACUUUGCAUGGGAGUCAACAAUGCCUGGACAUUAACGGAAUGGACAGUGGGAAUAAAGGUCAGCAUGAUAUCUUGCAGACCCACAAUUAUGGGAUACCUGAUGUCAUGUUUGACAAUUUAAAGACCAACCGAAGCAUCUUACCUUAUGUCCCUGAACUUCCUGAUAUUAGUGCAAGUAGCAUUCUGAUGAAAGGUCUGUGCUCUUCUCAAUAUGAAAGCUUCAUGUCACCAACAAUGCACCGUCAGAAGCGUCUUCGAGAGGCAACAACCUUAUUAUCCAGUUUCAGUGGUGGCAUGAAAAAUGAUUUCCACUUGUUUGACCAGUUUCAGGAUGGUGAUAAAGCUGCUCAAUACUUUGGGUUAUCUUUUCCAUUUGAUCCUGAUUCUGCCACCAAGAACCCAGAGAUUUUUGGUGAAAAUCAGGGUAGCCAUACCCUUGCAAAUGGCGAUUUCUCUGCUUCUAAGCCCACUUCAGAGGCUGUGAAGUUAGAGCUCCCUUCACUCCAAUAUGCAGAAACUGAUUUAGGUGGCUGGGGGGCAUCUUGUUCCCCAUCACCUUUAAUCGAGUCUGUUGAUACUUUUAUUCAAUCUCCUCCUACUGGGACAGUCGAGUCAAAUUUUCCAUCACCACGUAAUAGUGGGCUAUUGGAUGCUUUACUUUACGAGGCCAGAACUCUAAGCAGUGCAAAGAAUCAAUCAUCUGAUAAGAGUUCAAAUUCAUCUACCAUUACUCCUGGUGACAAUGCAGACUGUUCUGCCCUUAAUAUUAGCGAGACAGAAUGGGAAGACUAUGGUGAUCCCAUUUCUCCUUUGGGUCAUCCUGCAGCUUCCCUUUUCAGCGAGUGCACUCCCAUCAGUGCCAGUGGAAGCUCUUUGGAUGAAUCACCACCUACUGAGACCCUUACUGGAUCUAAACAUAAAUUUGGAUGUUCUUCAGAAUGCAAUAUGAAAUUAGAACCUGUUGAUCACACUUGGACAGCGGAUAGAGAAAAGGAAUCCUAUACCCAGUUGGAUAUUACUCGCCCUGAUGCCUUACUUGACUCAGAUUGGCUUGAGCAUGAUUCUGGUUAUGGAAAGGACCAAGUCAUCAUGACUGAAGCCAUAGCAACCCUUCUCGGUGAUGAUUUGAGUAGUGAGUACAAGCAGAUGGCUGCUGGAACAUCUACAGAUCAUGGAUGGGGACUAGGUUCUUGUUCAUGGAACAACAUGCCUGCUGUCUGUCAAAUGUCUGAACUCCCUUGAAGUCUGCUAUCUAUCAAAUGUAUGAACUUUUGAUGCUUUGUUCAUGUUGAUGAUUUCUAUGAUUAGGUAUUCACCAAGUCCGAGUACCUUUUGAACUGUGAAAAAGUUCAGUUAGAGUAAAACUCGUGGUAUGGUAUGUUUCAGUCAGGGUUGUUUCAUUUCUUGUUUAAUGAACAAGGCAAUGAAUGUAUGCCAAUAUCAAAACUUAGACAAGGUAUGCAAAUGCAUUAUGGCUUUUGCUAAAUUUGUAGAAUAACAAGCACCUUCAACUCGAUGAUUUUUGUUAUUUGAUGAACAUGAUUUGUUUCAAUUGA
Molecule: messenger RNA, 2479 nt
Organism: Populus nigra (black poplar)
Lineage: Eukaryota; Viridiplantae; Streptophyta; Magnoliopsida; Malpighiales; Salicaceae
Product: transcription factor MYB33-like
Exons: 5
Coding region: 459-2165 (568 amino acids)
Source: RefSeq, a predicted model, not a curated record